Messenger RNA from Arachis stenosperma, 3145 nucleotides. RefSeq names its product probable LRR receptor-like serine/threonine-protein kinase At1g63430. The coding region runs from base 732 to 2834 and encodes 700 amino acids. Gene Ontology annotation, molecular function: ATP binding; protein kinase activity; protein binding. The transcript has 12 exons. Gene Ontology annotation, biological process: protein phosphorylation. The record is from RefSeq and is a predicted model, not a curated record. Lineage: Eukaryota; Viridiplantae; Streptophyta; Magnoliopsida; Fabales; Fabaceae.
GCGAAUUUCACGAGAUAGUGUUGAAACAAUCAAUUAUCAUCGAUUCAUCUUCACUACGCAAUUAGUCUCUGCAAAUGCAAUGAUUAAUGCUGAAACUCCAAAACUUCAUACCAAUUUAGUAUGCAACAACUACCAUAAACAACACUAAUAAGAGAAAGAAAAAGAGGGGUUUGUACCAGAAAAAAAAACACUCUACAGAAACCGCCAUUUUUAAACGUAACACAGAAUAAAAAGGUCCAUCUUUUUCGACCAAGUGCCAUCAAAAUCCAAUUUUGGAUAAAGUCUCUUUGAAUCCAAGUUUCUCCCUCUUCUGGGGUUGGGUCUAGUACAGUGUCAGUGUCAACCCUACUAAAUUCAUUUCCUUUGGCUUUAACCCCAUUUUCUGCUUCUGCUUCUUUUUAUUCUCAGUAUUCAAAUCUAGGAUUCAAAAACGCUUCCGUACCUACUUAUACCUUCCAUUCCUUCAUUAACAAAUCUACAUUUUCCACAAAGACACUAAUUAAGCUUAGUAUUAGCCAGUACCCACCUUUUAGGACCUUUAAACCUGGCUUAGUAUUUUUUUUUUUUUUUGAUGUUUAUAUCCCUUGUGUAUUUUGUGCACUUGAGAUGUUUGUUUUUUGUCCUUGCUGAGUUCAUUUUGAAUUGGAAAGAGUUCUUUGAAGUUUGUUUCUUAGAGAGAAGUGGCUGAAGGAGGAAGGAACAGAAAAUUGUACAAGACUUUGUGGGAGAACAUGAAGCUAUACACUUCAUUGUUGUUUCUGGGUUUGAUUUCCACGCUGUCUUUUGUAGCUUCUGAUACGGUGGCAAAAAAUGAAGUUUUGGCGCUUCAAACCUUCAGAGAAGCUAUCUUUGAUGAUCCACAUCUUGUUUUGUCCAAUUGGAAUACCCUGGUUUCGGAUCCUUGUGAGUGGAAUGGUGUUUUGUGCAAUGGACCUCGAGAUCAUGUCAUCAAGCUAAACAUAUCAGGGUCAGCCUUAAGAGGGUUUCUUGCACCAGAAUUGGGGCAAAUCACCUACUUGCAAGAACUAAUCUUGCACGGAAACAAUCUUAUUGGCACAAUACCAAAAGAAUUGGGCAUGUUGAAAUCUCUCAAGGUGUUGGACUUGGGGUUGAAUCAGUUAUCAGGACCGAUUCCUCGAGAAAUUGGAAAUUUGACCCAAGCAGUGAAAAUAAACCUGCAGUCCAAUGGGUUGACUGGUAGGCUACCCCCAGAGCUUGGAAAUUUGAAAUACCUUCAAGAACUUCGGUUGGAUAGGAAUAAGCUUCAAGGACCUGUUCCUGCUGGUGGAAGUUCUGAUUCAACUAUGCAUGAGAUGUAUGCCUCAAAUGUGAAUUUAACUGGCUUGUGUCGUACGACUCAAUUAAAAGUUGCAGAUUUUUCAUAUAACUUCUUUGUUGGGAGCUUACCCAAAUGUUUGCGUGUUCCAAGAUCAAGCUUUCAAGGGAAUUGCCUUCAGAUUAAAGACAUAAAGCAGCGGACUUCUGUACAAUGUGCUGGUGCUUCACCUGCCCAGAGCCAUCCAGUAAUGAACCUAAAGCAUCGAGCUGCUGAACAUGUGUCGAAGCAUCAAAGAGCAUCAAAACCUUCCUGGCUUUUAGCUCUAGAGAUAGCGACAGGAGUCAUGGUUGGUUGUCUCUUUUUGAUUGCUAUUUUCACGGCGUAUCAGAGGUUUAACAGCAAAUCAUCUAUCAUCAUUCCUUGGAAAAAAUCUUCAAGCGAGAAAGAGCAUAUGACAGUAUAUAUAGAAUCUGAUGUGUUGAAAGAUGUGACGAAGUAUAGCAGACAAGAUCUUGAAGUGGCCUGCGAAGACUUCAGCAACAUAAUUGGUUCUUCACCAGAUAGUGUGGUCUACAAGGGUACAAUGAAAGGUGGACCCGAGAUUGCUGUAAUUUCCCUCUGCAUUAAGGAAGAGCAUUGGACGGGUUACCUUGAGCUCUAUUUUCAGAGAGAGGUGGCAGACUUGGCAAGGUUGAAUCAUGAGAAUACAGGAAAACUGCUAGGUUAUUGUAGAGAGAGCAAUCCUUUUACCAGGAUGCUGGUUUUUGAUUAUGCUUCAAAUGGGACACUCUAUGAGCACCUACAUUGCUAUGAAGAAGGGUGCCAAUUGUCUUGGACACGGCGUAUGAAAGUUAUUAUAGGCAUUGCUCGUGGACUCAAGUAUUUGCACACAGAAAUUGAACCACCAUUCACUAUCUCAGAGUUGAAUUCCAAUGCUGUAUAUCUUACAGAAGACUUUUCACCAAAGCUGGUCGAUUUUGAAAGUUGGAAGACAAUUCUUGAAAGAUCAGAGAAGAAUUCUGGUUCCAUUGGCAGCCAGGGCUCCAUGUGCCUUCUUUCAAAUUCCGUGGAGGCACGUCGUCUUGACACCAAAGGAAACAUAUACGGCUUUGCAGUACUUCUACUGGAAAUAAUCAGCGGACGACCUCCGUAUUGCAAGGACAAAGGGUACUUGGUGGACUGGGUAAGAAACUCUAAUUUUAUCUGCUUACUUAAAAUUCAAGUAACCACUCAAUUCAACUUGAAUUUGUAUCAACAGAUUGUAAGGAAACUAAACUUUUCAUUUUAUUUGCUUAAUUAUCAUUAUCAGGCUAGGGAAUAUCUUGAGAUACCGGAAAUGAUGUCAAGUGUGGUGGAUCCAGAGUUAAAACAUUACAGAGAAGACGACUUGAAAGUAAUAUGUGAGGUGGUAUCUCAAUGCAUCAAUGGUGACCCCAACGGCCGUCCGUCAAUGCGGGAAUUAUGUAGCAUUCUGGAGGGCAGAAUUGACACUUCAAUUAGCGUGGAUCUCAAGGGAUCAUCUUUGGCUUGGGCUGAACUUGCCCUUUCAUCUUAGAUUCAUUUGAGAUUGUGUCAAUGCUAAUGACCAAGUAUAACACAGAUUGUCACAUAUACAUUCAACCAGCAUCUAUAACUACUACUAAUACAUGUUCUUUUUUCUGACUACUUAAAUUGUCAAUUUUUUCUUUUUCUUUCUUACAUGUAAAUGGUUGCUAAGAAAGGGAAUGGGUGAGGAUUAAUGCAUGACAAGGUGUCAUCAUUGUAUAGCAGUGGUAGGUGAAAUUCCAGAAAUUGAUUAAUGUAAGAAGUUUGUCAGGCUACAAUUGUAUUUUUCGUAUAUUUGUAUACAUUGAGCAUUUUGUUGUA